Molecule: messenger RNA, 2777 nt
Organism: Andrographis paniculata
Lineage: Eukaryota; Viridiplantae; Streptophyta; Magnoliopsida; Lamiales; Acanthaceae
Product: protein WEAK CHLOROPLAST MOVEMENT UNDER BLUE LIGHT 1-like
Exons: 3
Coding region: 1-2541 (846 amino acids)
Source: RefSeq, a predicted model, not a curated record
AUGGAUCUCCUUCAUCCAUUCCCAACUGUCGUCUCUUAUCACCAAAUUCUCCUCUCCUCCUUCCUUCCUUCACACACAUUCCAUUUCGAUCGAUCCAUCAUUAUCAACUCUUUCUUCCAUGGCUACCUCAUCCAUCGUCCAUUCUAUCUUCAACGGCAGUUAUUAUUAUACGUUGAUGAUUCUCAAAACUACUGUCUCUCUGAUCGAUCAUUAAUGGAGGAUCAUGCUGCUAAAAUCCCUAGAGACGACGGCGGUUCUGAAACCUCGCCGUCUUCCCCGCCACCGCCGAUCGAGGAUCGAUCGUCCAUGAAUAAUGAGGAGCUCCACGUUUCCCGAAUCGAGCCCAAAUCCGAACCCGUCUCGUCCUACUCCGUCGUCGACGGCGAAAUCGACAACAAAUUCGCCAUCGACGACGACUCUAAAGGAGACGACGUCAAAAUCACGGCCAAGCCGUCGCCGCCGGAGGACGACUCCGAUGGGCUGACUCCGUCGCUGUACCACCGGAGAAACUCCAGCGUCGAUCAGAUUGUCGCCAAAGUCCCCACCGCCACCGGAAACCACUUCACCAGAACACAGUCGUCGCAGCCGCAGCGAUUCAAAGCUCACGACAAUGGCGACCUGAACAAAGCUCAGAUCGACACCACCGCCCCUUUCGAAUCCGUUAAGGCCGCCGUCUCCAAAUUCGGCGGCAUCGUCGACUGGAAGGCCCACCGCGUCCAGACCGUCGAGAGACGAAAGUUCAUCGAGCAAGAACUGGCCAAAGCUCAGGACGAAAUCCCAUCAUACAAGCAGCAAUGCGAGGUUGCAGAGGAGGCCAAGAAACAGGUGAUGAAAGAACUGGACAGCACCAGGAGGCUGAUCGAAGAACUAAAACUCAAUCUCGAAAGAGCUCAGACAGAGGAGCAUCAAGCCAAACAGGAUUCCGACCUAGCGAAACUUCGCGUCGAGGAGCUCGAGCAGGGGAUCGCCGACGACGCGAGCUUCGCCGCCAAGGCGCAGCUCGAAGUCGCCAAGGCAAGGAAUGCCGCAGCCGUGACGGAGCUCAAGGCCGUCAAGGACGAGCUCGAACAGCUCCGUAAAGAUUACGCGUUGCUCCUGUCGGAAAAAGACGCCGCAAUUAGAAAAUCCGAGGAAGCCGUGGCUUCAGCUAAGGAAAUCGACAAGUCCGUCGAGGAUCUAACGAUCGAGCUUCUCACCGUAAAACAAUCGUUAGAAUCCGCUCACGCCGCACAUCUCGAGGCGGAGGAGCACCGGAUUGCGGCGGUGAUGGCGAAGGAGCAGGAGACGUUGAAUUGGGAGAAGGAGCUCCGGCAGGCGGAGGAGGACCUGGUGAAGCUGAACCAGAGGAUGCAGUCGACGGAGGAGUUGAAGUCGAAGCUCGGUAACGCCACGACGAUGCUGCACGACUUGAAAUCUGAGCUGUCGACGUACAUGGAGUCAAAAUCAGACGAAACCACCGUCGAAGGAGGAUCGGAGAAGAAGACGCGCGCGGAUAUUCAGGUCGCCAUUGCUGCCGCCAAGAAUGAGCUCGCAGAGGUGAGGCAGAGCAUCGAGAAGUCGCGCGACGAGGUUAACAUCUUGAACGUCGCCGUGAAUUCAUUAAAAUCCGAUCUUGACAACGAGAACACGGAGCUCGCCGCCGUCCAACAGCGAGAAGGGAUGGCGGCGAUCACCAUCGGAUCGCUCGAAGCCGAGCUCGGCCGGAUAAGAUCCCAACUCGCCGACAUUCAGACAAAGGAGAAAGAAGAACGCGAAAGAAUGGGAGAUUUACCGGCGAGGCUACAGGAGGCGGCGAACGAGGCUGAUCAAGCCAAGGAGCUCGUCGAGAAGGCGCGUGACGAGCUCCAAAAGGCCAAAGAAGAAGCCGAGCAAGCGAAGGCGGAGGCGAGCACACGGGAGAGCAGAUUACGCGCCGUUCAGAAGGAGAUCGAAGCAGCCAAGGCGUCAGAGAAGCUCGCGUUAGCCGCCAUGACUGCACUGCAAGAAAAGGAAACCUCCCAAAAGAACAACGAGGAAGAUUCGACGGAUGGAAUCACGCUGUCGUUGGAAGAAUACUACGAGCUGAGCAAGCGCGCGCACGAAGCUGAGGAGCAGGCAAACAUGCGCGUGGCUACUGCUCUCGCCCAAGUCGAGGCGGCAAAGGAGUCCGAGUCGAAGAGCUUAAACAGGCUCGACGAAGUCACCCGCGAGGUCUCUAACCGGAAGGAGGCAUUAGAAGUCGCAGUGCAGAAAGCCGAGCAAGCCAUGGAAGCGAAGCAGGCGGUCGAGCAGGAGCUGCGGAAGUGGAAGGCCGAGCACGAGCAGAAAGGGAAGGGCGGCGAAUCCGACGCAGCCGAGAGCACGAGCGGGUCUGAGAAGUCGGCUGAAUUGAAGAACAGCGACGGUUCACUUUCGCAUCAGAGAUCGAGCAGCGACGCAGGGACGGAGUCGCCUCCGGGAGCGACGGCCGCGGCGCCUAAGAAAAAGAAGAGGUCAAUCUUUCCUCGGUUCUUCAUGUUCCUGGCAAGAAGGAAAGGCUCACAUUCAUCUAAGACGGCUUAAAAUCAUGUAGUGUUGUUUUUUCUCACACAUUUCGUUUCUAUUCUGCUUCCUCCUACAGGUUUCUCUCAUGGAAAAGCUCUGGCUUUUACACGGCUGUUGCUUUAUGUACUGUAAUUUUGCUUAGAAGAUGGACUAAAUAAUUUUCUGGGGUUCAAAGAAUUGUAAUGUAAAAUCUAAUCAAGUUUGUAACCAUUCUAUUGUAUUUGUACAGCUUCUGGUUUUCCAAUCAUCUGUAA